CAAACUCAGAUGGAACAAUAAUCGUAGUUUUCCCUGCAGACGCUAGACGUCAGUAGAAGGAUUUCCAGCAGUUUUUUCUCUCUCUGUGUGUGUGUGUGUGUGUGUCCUGUUUUCCGGGUUUUACAGUGAAACUGCAGCAGCUUCACUCUCCUGCUUUAUUUCUCUGUUUAAUCAUCGGGCCAGGAUGUCAGCUGUAAAGAUAACAGAGGGAAGUGUCCAGGUUGAAAUCUGCAAGGCACCACUCUUCUAUAGACAAUGCGAACCUGCGGCUGGAGAAGCGAAGAUGUCAGUUCUACUUCUUCAUGGCAUCCGUUUCUCAUCAGAAAACUGGCUUAACAUCGGCACUCUAGAGACUCUUGCCAAGGCCGGCUGCCGUGCGGUUGCCAUUGACCUGCCAGAACUCGGUCGGUCCAAAUCAGCCAAAGCCCCAGUAGCUAUGGGAGAAUUGGCCCCUGCAGGUUUCCUCCAGGAGGUGUGUGAGCAGCUGAGCUUGACCCCGGUGGUGAUGAUCAGCCCGUCCCUCAGUGGGAUGUAUUCCCUCCCCUUUCUCCUGCAGCACCAGGCCCUGAUACGGGCAUAUGUCCCUGUAGCUCCAAUUUGUACUGACAAAUUCACAGCUGAGCAGUACCAAAGUGUAAAGGUCCCAGCGCUGAUUGUUUAUGGCGACCAGGACACUCAGCUCGGGGAAGUUUCGUUCCGUAACCUGAGCAAUCUGGCCAAUCACAGCGUGGUGGUGAUGAAGGGAGCGGGUCACCCCUGUUAUUUGGAUGACCCUGACACCUGGCACACAUCUCUUACAGACUUUCUUGAUACACUGUGAAGUUCGUAGCUGCAUACAAGUGGAGAAAUGACUCAGAGGGGCCUCACAAACAUUCAUUCAGGUGGAAUUUAGGCCACAAGGUCGUCCUGCAUGACCUGAUUCUGACAGUUUAAUGAUGCCUGCAAAUCAAGUUUGAUCUAACAUGACAGCAGAAGAUUUUUUCCUUUGAAAGUUUAAAUAUUUGCUUCUUUGCUGAGAGCUGCCUGAUUGCAUUGUCAUGUCUGAAGGAAGAAUAUGAGGGAAACUAACAUCAAGCUUCCUGUAAAGAACAUAAUGUCACACAUUUGCAUUUAAACCUUUACACAAAGGUUCAA
Melanotaenia boesemani (Boeseman's rainbowfish) is the source of this 1134-nucleotide messenger RNA. RefSeq names its product abhydrolase domain containing 14B (gene abhd14b). The record is from RefSeq and is a predicted model, not a curated record. The transcript has 4 exons. Lineage: Eukaryota; Metazoa; Chordata; Actinopteri; Atheriniformes; Melanotaeniidae. The coding region runs from base 185 to 820 and encodes 211 amino acids. Gene Ontology annotation, cellular component: cytoplasm.